AUUGGUAGUCAUAUCAAUUCACGGUAUCUCCAGUUUUAUUGUAGCGAGUGAUACCCUAUGCUGCGUCGCAACGCAUAAAUUCCAGAAGAGAGGGAGGCCUUGGAAGGGCGCGCCGCCGUCGCCAACGGCUUAUAAUAGCUGCCACAACCAAAAUUUAAAUUAAGACGCGGUACUGUACUGUAUGAUCGUAUAGUGCACAUCCCACCAUAUAACCAACAUGGCAUAACAGCCAUCCCUCCUCCAACCCUCCAACCCUUUCUCCCUCCACUCAUUCACGACGACAGAACGACCAGACUCACCCUCUAAAGAAAGAGAAAGAGAAAGAGAAAGAGAAAGAGAAAGAGAAAAGAGAAAAGAGAAAAGAGAAGGGAAAGGGAAACUCUGGACAGGAACCCUCAUUCGGAAGAACUCCAAAGCAUCACAAAUCCCCCUCUCACCCACAGCCAAAAUGUUUGCCAUAGUCUGUCCCGGUCGACCCGGUAUCAUACUCCCCUUCCGCUCCCCUUCCCGCUCCGGACCACGCUAACACAGCCAAGUGCAAACCCCCCUCCACUCCUUGACCCCAACGACCUUUGUCCACCGACUCCAGCUCCCGAUAAACCACAUAGUGGUCUUCCUCCUGCCGGACACGCACCUGCCGGUCACCCACGCGGCCAGCGUGCACAUACAGUUCCCCGACCAGCCGUUUCGCAUGCUGGGCGCUAUAUCUGCCGCUAAGCCGAGUGCUAUCUUUCGCCUCGAUGCAAAGGCGUUGCAGGGCGACGUCAUGGUUGGGGUUAGCAUCGAGGAGAUAGGGAGUGUUGCUACGCGGAUUGGGGAGGUGAACACGGGAGCGGGCGGCGGGAAGGGAAGGCAGGUCGGGACGCUGGUUCUGGCUAGGAGGAUUAUUCGGGAUGCGUUUAAUUUUUUGAGUUCGUUUGCUGCUAGUGGGGCCGUUGGGGAGGAGAUGGUCCCGUUGAAGGCUUUUAGUGAUUGGUGGGUCAAGUUCGAGAAGAAGGUUGAGCUGGAUCCGGGGUUUUUGGAGAGGGAGGGGGACGAUUGAGCUGAGAGAAUAACGUUCGUAUACCCGAGUAAUUGUUUAGGUUUUCUGGGGGGGUAAUGGCUCAAUCCAAAAGUGCUUUAGAUGGGGGGAGGUAUUUUCCUUGUUGCUCCCAAUCCUUAAUGACAAAGGUGAGGGUGAAAACCCUUGAUACGGUACGGUAUAAUAAAAAUAUCUUUUCCUUUUUG
Tuber aestivum (summer truffle) is the source of this 1227-nucleotide messenger RNA. Lineage: Eukaryota; Fungi; Ascomycota; Pezizomycetes; Pezizales; Tuberaceae. The record is from the annotation of a GenBank genome assembly.